AGGAGCGAAGCGAGCGCGCGCGCCCAUCCCCCGGCCGGCCGAGGCGCGGGCAGCAGCGAGUAGCGGCCAGCAGCUGACGGCAAGCCAUGGCGCUCUGACCGCCGGCCAGCCACCCACACGCGGACAUGCGGCCCCUCCUGGUCGCCGUCUGCCUGCUGCUCGUCUCGCCCAUCACCGGACACUGGUGGGCCGCGGGCAGUCACGUGGUGCUGGACCCGACCAUGAUCUGCAAGAAGACGCGGCGGCUGCGCGGCCGGCUGGCCGAGAUCUGCCGCAAGGAGCCGGCGCUGCUCAAGGAGAUCUCCAAGGGGGUGGCGCUGGGCACGCGCGAGUGCCAAUUCCAGUUCCGCAACCGCCGCUGGAACUGCACCGCCGUGCGCCGCAGCCUGCGCAAGGUCCUCAUGAGAGACACGCGCGAGACGGGCUUCGUGAACGCCAUCACGGCGGCGGGCGUGACGUUCGCCGUGACGCGGGCCUGCUCCAUGGGCGAGCUCAUCGAGUGCAGCUGUGACAAGGCCAUCAAAGGUAGCGGCCGCAUGGGACCGCUGCCACCCGAGCACCCGGCGUCGGUGCUGCCGCCGGGGGCGGCGGGGGCGUCUGCGGGGGCGCCUUCGAUGGCGGCGGCGCUGCCCCCGGGUGCGGGGGCGCACCAGCAGCUGCCGCAGCCGCAGCAGCCGGGACAGGCCGCCGAGGGCGAGUGGCAGUGGGGCGGCUGCGGCGACAACGUCAACUUCGGCUACCGCCGCUCCAAGGACUUCAUGGACGCGCCCUACCGCCGGCGCUCCGACAUCAAGACUCUCGUCAAGCUGCACAACAACGACGCCGGCCGCCUGGCGAUCAAGAACUUCAUGCGCACCGAGUGCAAGUGCCACGGGCUGUCCGGGUCGUGUACGCUGCGCACGUGCUGGCGCAAGAUGCCGCCGUUCCGCGACGUGGGCAACCGGCUGAAGGAGCGCUUCGACGGCGCCGCCAAGGUGAUCCCCAGCAACGACGGCCGCUCCUUCAUGCCCGAGGGCCCCACCAUCAAGCAGCCCGAGCGCACCGACCUCGUCUACUCGGAGGACUCGCCCGACUUCUGCCUGCCCAACCGGCGCACCGGCUCACUAGGCACGCAGGGUCGCGAGUGCAACGCCACCUCCCCCGGCGUCGACGGCUGCGAGCUGCUGUGCUGCAGCCGCGGCUACGACACGCGCGUCGUGCGCGAGAAGGUCAACUGCAAGUGCCGAUUCCGCUGGUGCUGCGAGGUCACCUGCAAGACGUGCGUCGAGCGCCGCUCCAUCAACACCUGCCGCUAGCCUGCGGGCUGCCGCCACUUAUGCCACUGUGAUUCCACUCUCGCGAUCCAGAAACUGAUUGGUCGGCCGCUUUCCAGGCAACAGAAAUCCACAUUGUGCCGGGCAGGCAGAAUAAAACUGUCCCAGAGAAUACUUGAUGCACCUGAAGAUAGACAACACGGUUUACAUCAUUUGCCCGAAUGGUGUAAGUUGGGGCGCCUACCUUAAGGCGCAUGAAAUAUUUUUCCGGGCCAAAUCUAUUCUGCCCACCCUGUGGUCGCUUCUAGCACUCCUUAAGUUUCUUUUGACAUCCUAAUGUAUACCUGAGAGCUUUGUACUUUUUUCAGAGUUCUGCCCUCUCGUGAAUGUCUCGCAGUAAUGUUUAAGUGAGGUACGAUACUUACUAACUGAUAUAGUUCGCGCCAAUCGCACCUGUGCAGAGAGAGAGAGUGAUAGGGAAACGUGCAUGGGAUGGGAUCGGUGUUCGCAUGGCGGUAGUGACGGCGCAAUCACGCUCUACAUUGCUACAACUGUGAAAUGUUGCUUCGGACAACAGCUAGAAUUGCAUCCUCACUGAAGAAUGGCCAGAUCGUAGCCUGGAGGAGAAUUUUUAUCGCCAUCAAGCGGCACUGACUGAUAGAUGAAACCUCAUUAGUUGCUGGAGUCAGUUGAGGAUGAGAGGGUAGGGGACGGGGGAGGUAAUGCGCAGAAUCGUUCGAAACUGGUCGCAUCCAGCAGUACCUACAAGAAAAUGUCAAGAAAUAUCUGAGACUAGCUCGCGGAAACAUUUACACCAUUAGUAUAGCGUAAGGGAAAAAAAACUGGCCCAUAAGAUAUUUCACACACCUUAAGAUAGGCAACCCAAUUUACAUCAUUCUCUUCUGGCGUGUAUGAUGUAACUAUUGUUGUCUAUCUUUAGACGCAUCAAAUAUCUUCUGGGCCAAUUUUUUUUGGGCUAGCUUUAUUUUGCGCAACCUGUAGAUUCCAAGUUGAGUGCUGUCAGCGAAAUGUUUCAGUUCUGCUUCCACUCGCCACUAGGGCUAGGCACAUGCUAAAUAUGAAAUUCGACGUCAAUUACUCCGUUUCCUUUCUCCUGUAAGCCACUGGUGGGGAGGCAAAUGACUGUCUAUACUUCUCUAUGCCUGCUUUUCUGCACUUGCUAUUACGUGCUCGACCUACAGAAAUGCAAAUAGUGAACAGUAAAAAAAGUUAUAUUCUAAUACUAGUUCUCCGAAUUUUCCGUUUAAUCUUUGACGGAAAGAACAUUUACUACAACGAUUAUAAUGCAAGCACUUUGAGUACCUUCGUAAUACUUUUGUUGGGUUCCACCACUUCCUAAAGCUGAAUAUAAUGGGAAUAUCUUAUGUCUGAGGAUGGCCAGUAACAGGUCACAGGAGAAUCUCAUACGUCCUACUCUUCGCAAGAGCUCUAUUCGUCUGUAAAAUGCUCCUACUCGACCACCCUAAGCUUUUAGCUUGAUAUCACUUUGUAAAUUUAUCAGCACAUACGUAAUCGACGCGAGAGGGUCUAGAAGUUUUCAAAAACAUUUAAUUGAAUUUUACCAGCUUAUUUGUUCUGUAUACAGAGCCCGAAUUUGUAGUCGUACUACACAGUUACAGAAGAUACGGAGAGAAUCGGGAUGAGUAAGCAGGCAGUUUGUCCUAGACACGAUUUACUUGUUUUAUUUUGACCAAUUAUACAGCAUAAUUUCAGCAAAAAUGAUUUACACUACAGUUGAUUUUUUUUUCUAACAAACAUCGACUAGUAUGACUCCGCCAGGAGAAAAGACAAUUGAGUGAAAGCUGCUCCACGUAAUUCGAUUAACAUUAUUAAGAACUGAUAACAUCUUUUAAAGCCAUCCAUGGCUACACUUGUUUGUAAAUAUUAAUGCGGGAAUAGACAAUAUUAAAAUAUAUGAUUAAAAUUCAGCAAUCAUGUAUUUUGCCCAAUAGGCAGAACGUCAAGUCUUCACCAUGACGAAGUUUUAGGCAUUCCUAGCUCCCACAAUUGCUGAAAAUAGCACAAGAUCGUGUUGAGAAUAGCAAAUAUGACGGAAAUUCCAUCCAUGGAAUCAUUUGUCAACCAUGAUGCAUUAGCUUCAUUUUUUAGCUUUUUCGUUAGGAUAUUGGUCUGUUUCGCGCUUUUAGAUACUUCUAGCAUCAACUCGCUAGCAUCUUUUGUAUAUGUUGUAUGUUUCAGAUAUCAGUCUAAAAGACUUAAAUUUACAAUGUGGCUACUGUAUUUGAGCUUUGGGUUACCACGGAAUGCAGCACGUUUCACAGUUUCGAGCUACAAAACGGUGGAGAUGAAGUUAGUUUUUUUUUCAGGAUGACAGAAUUAUUUCUAAGUAGCUUAAACACUACAUCAGUACUUAUGGAGAGAACCUGUUAUCAUUUUUCUCUGAUAGCAUUCCAGGACAGAUUGUUAAGAAGCAAAGAACAAAGAAAAUUAGUAAGAUAUUAUAACUACUGUGUCUCGCAAAUGAAUAGCAAGUGAAGCUAGGAACUACUUGUAGACUAAAACAGACGGCGCUAAUUUUCUUUAAAUACCCACAAUAGGAUACUGACGUCUAACAUCUCUUAGAACCAGCCGAAUCACAAUUUCAUUGAGUGAUAUUCUGAAAGUCGAAAGUGUGUUCCUAGUUACGUGAACGAGUCAUACAUGAGUCUCGAUAUUUGACGCGUCCCAAUUGGAUUUACACUGAAGUGACCAGGAUAUUCGUCUCUACUCAGACUUUUUCUACUUUUUGUUGUCUUGCUUCCUCCUUCCUCUCAUUUGUCUAUCAGCAGGAAUUUAAACAGAAACAUUUACUUGUCAGAGAUAAGCAUCCUGUAAUGAUUUUUUCCUUAGUCCUUCCCCAUUCGAGUGACCAUUAGUAUCUUCUCUAGGUUAAUAGUGCUAGCAGACAAAUAAAAGUCAUAAACUCUGCAAGACGGAAUUUCAAUAAAUAUAUCUAUUCCUGGCGCUUAUGCUGAAAAGUAGUUGUUAAAUUCGAACAGUAAUGUACGUUUUUACGGCUUUUCAGCGGCUUCAUGAAGACUGAAGUACUGUAAAUCAGAACCAAACGAAUCUUUUGUGUGGCUUUUAAUCAUGGACAUGACAUAAAUGGCAGUAAUGAAUACUAGCUCCAAAGCGAAUAUAUAUUGGUGCUAGAAUGGCCGCCAGUUUUCGUAUAAACUAUAAUAUUUCUAAGCUGAUGUUCAUGCAACUCAGGCAAAACUUGCUGUAUUUAAAACUAGAACGGCAUGUUUGAAUAGUGAAGCAUGCUGUUCUCUGUGAUGAAGAGUGUCUGAUGUGCUACUCUCUUAAGUGAUCAAGGACGGCACUUCGUACCCACAUAUAAAUACAUGACUAGAAAGGAAUAUUUUAGAAAAAAAUUAUAGUGUGUAAAUUAUGUGAUAUAAAUAUUUAUUUCGUCGAAAUCUUGUAUAAAAUAAUUUUAUAAGGUUAUGAUAUGAUUUAGUUUCGUGUACCGAAAAUAUUUUCUGAAGAAAUUACGUACACAUGUGGAAAACAGUUUAUUGACAGGAAAGAUAUAUUUUUAGGAGUGUUUAUAAGAAGAGGAAAAACUGAUAUACAUGUAUAGCAUAUGUACACAUGUGUUAACAAAUACUUCUGGAGGAUUUCCUUCCGUCCUUUACAACGACUAAUGCAGAUUGAUGUUUGAUUGUCACGGUAUACAACAGCACUUCUCAAAGAUACAUUACAUUACACGUUUCGAAUUCUUGCAUUUUCUUCAUAUCGUUUUACUCCAAAUGAAACGAUAUGCUCAUACUAUGAUUGCUGAUGAAGUGUACAGUAUUUAAUACUGUUGGCGGAAGUUAUUUUACUUAAAAACAUUCUUAUCCUACUAUGCCAUUUAUUCUAUAUUUUUUGCGUGAAAUAACAUAAUGAGGCGGGUGGGACAUGUAUAAAAAAGGCUUAUGUGAGGAUGAGGCAAUGCAACUCUGCUUCCUAACCAAGAGGUGCCAGAAUGCCUAACUAAAGAAACAAACGUUACUGCUUAUUUGUUAUGUGUUGUGUAAAUGACAAACCAGACCUGAAGGCCUGUCUGUAUGGAGCCACCACAUAGCCGAAACAAUCCAGCCUAAUUACAUUUUAUAACAGCUACUUGAAUCAUAUUACAGAAAUAAAGAAACCGAUUUCUCAUAACAGUUUUGUGAAAAGGUGCAUUUUAUGUGUAAAUUGCUAUUGUUAUUGUAUGGAGAUGUAGGCUACCAACUAAAUGUCCAUACCAGAUGCUUGUGGACAUGGCUCUCCGAUUUGAGAUUUCCAAUGCUGCAUCAAGUUAGACACAUAAUGGAACUGUAAUGAUCUUCUCUGCUGAUAGAGUGCUAUUGUGGAGCAAUGUAAUCUUCCUUGGAUACUGGUCAAUGGUUACAGCUCUUGUAUAUAUGGUGUAUGUAAGAUAUGAAACAAAAUUAUUCGUGUAUGGCCAGCCCUUAAAUAGUUCUACCAAAAAAUCACAUAGGAAAGUUUGUUUUUGGCAUAUGUGGUGACCUCCAGGCUGCCUCACGUCCAUCAUCUCGUAUUGCUGUAGUGCCUUAUCUGUAAAACAGCUUUAAGUACUCUAAUGUAUAGCUUUUAAAAAUGAGAUGUAAAUUUUAUUAAAAUGCCUUUAUCGAA
Messenger RNA from Schistocerca serialis cubense, 5900 nucleotides. RefSeq names its product protein Wnt-6-like. Gene Ontology annotation, molecular function: frizzled binding; cytokine activity. The transcript is spliced from 5 exons. Gene Ontology annotation, cellular component: extracellular region. Gene Ontology annotation, biological process: multicellular organism development; cell fate commitment; neuron differentiation. The record is from RefSeq and is a predicted model, not a curated record. Lineage: Eukaryota; Metazoa; Arthropoda; Insecta; Orthoptera; Acrididae. Bases 126 to 1295 code for a protein of 389 amino acids.